Molecule: messenger RNA, 828 nt
Organism: Micropterus salmoides (largemouth bass)
Lineage: Eukaryota; Metazoa; Chordata; Actinopteri; Centrarchiformes; Centrarchidae
Product: potassium-transporting ATPase subunit beta-like
Exons: 4
Biological process (GO): sodium ion export across plasma membrane; intracellular potassium ion homeostasis; intracellular sodium ion homeostasis
Cellular component (GO): sodium:potassium-exchanging ATPase complex
Molecular function (GO): ATPase activator activity
Source: RefSeq, a predicted model, not a curated record
CUUGAAUGUAACAACUAUAACUGCACUAAGGGAAAGUACUUCAUCCAGAACACCUUCUCUGCCCCUCACCACACCAAGUGGGCAUGUCCCUUCAUGCAAAGCAUGCUGGGAGCCUGCUCAGGAUUUGAGGAUCCAACCUUUGGCUACAACAGCACCAUGCCUUGCGUCAUCAUUAAGAUGAACAGGAUCAUUGGGUUUUUGCCUUCUAAUCACACUGACCUUCCCCCAUAUGUCAACUGCACUGUACUGGAAGGAGAGGACAAUGUGGCCAAUGUCGAGUAUUUUCCUGAGAGGGGACUUCUGGAUCUCUCUUACUUCCCAUAUUACGGAAAUCUGGCACAGCCUACCUACGUCAACCCGUUGGUGGCUGUUCGGUUCAGCCUGGUCAAAGAGAAGCACGCCAAGAUCCAGUGCAGAGUGGUCUCCGACAAGAUCAGCUACGAAAACUUCCAUGACCCCUAUGAGGGAAAAGUCAUCUUCUACCUCAAAGCAGUGAAAUGAGCAACAGAACAGAGCCUGAAGAUUUCCUUUAGUCAUGUAACAACUCACCUGUCAGUAUCAAAGACAGAGCAGGUGUCUACAGAUCAUUUGUGAUUAUUACUUAACAACCUGUAAACCAACUUAACCGAACAGCGUAGGCCCACUUGUAAAUCUCUGUGCUGUGUGGUGCUUUUGUUUAAACUUGAUUUAUCAUGGUUUGAGUGAUUCAUGACCUUCUUUAUCAUGUGAUUUGUAGGUUUAACCAUGAUAUGUAAUCUAAAUCUAUUGUUAUCCAUCUUAAUAUUGUUGUCUAUUGUUAUGUAACCCGGUGCACUCAAACAAACUUAA